Molecule: messenger RNA, 3387 nt
Organism: Odocoileus virginianus texanus
Lineage: Eukaryota; Metazoa; Chordata; Mammalia; Artiodactyla; Cervidae
Source: RefSeq, a predicted model, not a curated record
CGCUAGUUCUAACCAAUGAGCGGUGAGAAGUUAGUGGGAAGGCGGGGCCACCAGGUCGCCGAGUUACCGAGCGGUGGCAGGGGCCGCCGCAGCGUAGGAACUCCCGGUCCGCCGGCGCCACCGGUGGACAGAAGACUCACCUCGAGCCAUGGGCCCACUCAGUGCUGUAAUCCCGCGUUUCCUGGCUGCACAAACGGUUCAAUUCGUAUUCGGAGACACCCUCAAAGAUCCCAGGGCCAGCAAACCGGAAGCCGACAAACAGCUUUGGUCCGGCCGCCUGAGGAGAGUGAGACCCCGCCCUCCCGGACGGACGCGUGCGCGUUCUCAAGCCCGCGCGCCCCGGAAGUCGGAGCUGAGAAAACCGAGAUCCCUGGGCCCGGCUUCGUUUCUGUCAGCCGGAGAGUUUUUGUUCCCUAUUCGCGUUUCCCAGCUGCUGGCACUGUCAGUGAGAAGCAGGGCAGGCAAGUUUCCUGGGUCAGGAUAUGGUCCAUUGAAGUAACGCUCCUCAAAUUCGAACUUGCGGCGGAGUCCUUCGGGGAUCUUGGUAUAACGCAGAUGGGAUUGGGCAGGGGUCACGCUGGCUUCUGCUCCGUCGCUCUCAAUUCGUCACCGGGGAGGAAGACGGAGCAGGCUGCCCAGGCCGAGGGCCUAUUAGGGGAUGCAGCUAUGGGCGCUGUCGCCGUGGAACCUGUGUGCAGACACAUUAGAAAAGGAUUGGAACAAGGUAAUUUGAAAAGAGCUUUAGUGAAUGUGGAAUGGAAUAUUUGCCAAGAUUGUAAGACGGACAAUAAAGUAAAAGAUAAACCUGAAGAAGAAACAGAAGAAAAUCCUUCAGUUUGGCUGUGUCUUAAAUGUGGCCAUCAGGGCUGUGGCAGAAAUUCUCAGGAGCAACAUGCUUUGAAGCACUACCUGACACCACGAUCUGAACCUCAUUGCCUGGUUCUUAGUUUGGACAACUGGAGUGUAUGGUGUUACCUAUGUGAUGAUGAAGUCCAGUAUUGUAAUUCAAACCGAUUGGGUCAGGUGGUUGAUUAUGUUAGAAAACAGGCUGGUAAUACUCCAAAAUCAGCAGCAAAAGAUAAUGGUAAUAUUGAACUUGAAAAUAAAAAGCUAGAAAAGGAGAGUAAAAAUGAGCAAGAGAGAGAAAAAAAGGAAAACAUGGCGAGAGAAAAUCCUUCCAUGAAUUCGACUUCUCAAAUAACUGUGAAAGGACUCAGUAAUUUGGGAAAUACAUGUUUCUUCAAUGCAGUUAUGCAGAAUUUGUCACAAACACCAGUGCUUAGAGAACUACUGAAAGAAGUAAAAAUGUCUGGAACAAUUGUAAAAAUUGAACCACCUGAUUUGGCACUAACAGAACCCUUAGAAAUAAAUCUUGAGCCUCCAGGCCCUCUUACGUUAGCCAUGAGCCAGUUUCUUAACGAGAUGCAAGAGACCAAAAAGGGAAUCGUGACACCUAGAGAACUCUUUUCUCAGGUCUGUAAAAAAGCAGUGCGAUUUAAAGGCUAUCAGCAACAGGACAGUCAGGAGCUGCUUCGCUAUCUAUUGGAUGGAAUGAGAGCGGAAGAACAUCAGAGAGUGAGUAAAGGAAUUCUUAAAGCAUUUGGUAAUUCUACUGAAAAAGUGGAUGAAGAACUGAAAAAUAAAGUUAAAGAGUAUGAAAAGAAAAAAUCAGUACCAAGUUUUGUGGACCGAAUAUUUGGUGGUGAGCUGACUAGUACAAUUAUGUGUGAUGAAUGCAGAACUGUCUCCUUGGUUCAUGAAUCUUUCCUUGAUUUGUCUCUACCGGUUUUAGAUGAUCAGAGUGGUAAGAAAAGUAUGAAUGAUAAAAAUCUGAAAAAGACAAUGGAAGAUGAAGAUAAAGAUAGUGAGGAAGAAAAAGAUAAUGACAGUUACUUAAAGGAGAGAAACGAUAUUCCUUCAGGAACAAGCAAGCACUUACAGAAAAAAGCAAAGAAACAAGCCAAGAAGCAAGCCAAGAACCAACGAAGACAACAGAAAAUUCAAGGGAAAGUUCUUCAUUUAAAUGAUGUCUAUGCCAUUGACCAUCCUGAAGAUAAUGAAUGUGAAGUUGAAAUGUCACUUCAGGGAGAAGCAGAUAUUAAAUCCAAGCAUCUCUCUCAAGAGGAAGUUGCACCUAAAGAAUAUUGUGUUAAUCAGAAAGAUUUGAAUGGCCAUGAAAAAAUGAUAGAAAGUAUAACUGACAAUCAAAAAUCCACAGAGGAAGCCGAUAUGAAAAAUAUCAGUGUGGAUAAUGAUCUGGAGGUUUUGGCAUCGUCUGCCACUGAAUGUCCUAGGAAUUUAAACGGUGCCUACCUGAAGGACGGGAGCAAUGGAGAAGUGGACAUUUCCAGUGGUUUUGAGAACCUUAAUUUGAAUGCUGCUCUGCAACCUGAUGAAAUAAAUAUAGAGAUUCUGAAUGAUGACCCUACUUCCAGGACGAAGGUAUAUGAAGUUGUAAACGAAGAUCCAGAGACUGCUUUCUGUACACUUGCAAAUAGGGAGGCUUUCAACACUGACGAGUGUUCAGUCCAACAUUGUUUGUAUCAGUUCACUCGAAACGAGAAACUUCGAGAUGCUAAUAAACUGCUUUGUGAAGUGUGCACGCGGAGACAGUUGAGUGGACCAAAGGCAAAUAUGAAAGGUGAAAGGAAGCAUGUUUAUACCAAUGCUAAGAAGCAGAUGCUAAUUUCUCUUGCUCCUCCAGUUCUCACUCUUCAUUUCAAGAGAUUUCAGCAGGCUGGUUUUAACCUACGCAAAGUUAACAAACACAUAAAAUUUCCAGAAAUCUUAGAUUUGGCUCCUUUUUGUACCCUUAAGUGUAAGAAUGUUGCUGAAGAACAUACACGGGUACUGUAUUCCUUAUAUGGAGUUGUUGAACACAGUGGUACCAUGAGGUCAGGGCAUUAUACCGCCUACGCCAAGACAAGAACUGCAAACACUCAUCUCUCUAACCUUGUUCUCCACGGUGAUAUUCCACAAGAUUUUGAAAUGGAGUCAACCAAAGGGCAGUGGUUUCACAUCAGCGACACGCACGUGCAAGCUGUGCCUACAGCUAAAGUACUGAAUUCACAGGCUUACCUCCUAUUUUAUGAGAGAAUACUGUAACAGUUUCAAAGUGCUUUCUCUGGAAACGUUGAUGGCUUUUAUAAUGGCUAUAAUAAUAAAAAAGACUAACUGUAAAUCAUGUUCACUUAACUACAUGCCGGAAGAACUCAUGUUCACUGAGAUACUGAAGGGAGAAUACCUAAAAAUUCCACAGUGGCUUUGUACUGUCACAGUGGUUUUUAUCACUGCGUCCAGUUUCUGGAAAGGAUUCUGAAUUACUUAAGUGCUCAAUAACAUGUCUGGGUGGUGGUUUGCAACACAUCAAUAAAGUUAAUUGCCCCC